CGCCAACGAAAGUAGCAGCAAGACAAAACCACCGCCAAUCAAUGUUCUAUCUCAAGACCCGAAAGACACUGUUAAAGCAAUUAAAACAAACAUCUCAUCAUUAAUCAACGGCCAACAAAAUAAUAGCUAUGGAAGCUUCAGAAAUUCUAUAUGGUAUUAUUGCCAUAAUUCUCACUUUUUAUUAUUACUUGACAUCAACCUUUGACUUUUGGAAGUUACGCAACAUUCGCGGCCCGCAACCUAUUGCAUUUUUUGGUAAUGUCAAAGACGUAAUGUUUGCUAGAAAAGCAAUGUGUGAUUAUUUGAUGGUAGCAUAUAACAUGUACAAAGAUGAGCCAUUGAUUGGCAUAUUUGUUAGAAGAACUCCCGUCCUUAUCGUAAAAGAUCCAGGAUUAAUUAAGGACAUUCUUAUAAAAAAUUUCUCCAUCUUUGCCGAGAGAGGAUUUACUACUCACGAAAAGGCCGAUCCGCUUUCGCAACAUCUAGUCGCUUUGGAGCAAAAAAGGUGGAGACCUUUAAGAUCAAAGCUGAGGCCUGUUUUUACAUCUGGUAAGCUGAAGGAAAUGUUUCCUCAAAUAUUAGAAUGUUCCGAACAUUUGGAACGAUAUAUGGAAAAAUUAGUGAGCAGGAAAGAGCCUAUAGAAUGUUAUGAGCUGAUGGCUAAAUAUACAACAGAUGUUAUCGCUAGUUGUGCCUUCGGUAUCGAUACGAAUUCUUUAUCGGACAUAGAGUGUGAAUUUCUCAAAAUGGGAAGAGAGGCAUUUCAUCCCAAGUGGUAUAACUUGAUACGACUCAGAAUUAAACAAUCUGCGCCGUGGUUUUUUGAUAUUCUUGGGCGCAUUCUACCACAAACGAAGGUCACUAAAUUCUUUACACGCAUUCUCAUGGACAAUAUCGAUUAUAGAGAAAAAAAUAAUGUCGUCAGACAUGAUUUUGUUGAUGCGCUACGUGAACUAAAAAAGUAUCCAGACAAAAUUGAUAUUGAAUUGACCGACAGUAUAAUUGUUUCUCAAGCAUUCAUAUUUUUUCUCGCCGGUUUUGAAACUUCAUCAUCGACCAUGACCAAUACUCUUUACGAAUUAGCGCAGAAUCAUAUGAUACAGAAUACACUGCGAGUGGAAAUUAACCACGUAUAUGCAAAACAUGGUGGCGCUUUAACAUACGAUAGCAUCAAAGAGAUGGAAUAUCUGGAUAAAGUUGUCAAAGAAACUUUACGAAAAUAUCCGCCAGCAACAUUUUUGAUGAGGCAAUCGACAUCGAAUUAUACUUUUGAAGGUACUAAAAUUAAUAUACCGAAGAAACAACCAAUAUUGAUACCCGUUUACGCUAUUCAACGAGAUCCAAAUAUUUAUCCGAAUCCGGACGUUUUCGAUCCAGAGAGAUUUGAAAGGAAACUUGUACAAAGUAGAGAUGCGAUGUUCUAUCUUCCUUUCGGCGAUGGCCCAAGGAAUUGCAUUGGUUUCCGUUUUGCCGAUUAUCAGAUUAAAGUUGGACUCGUAAAGAUACUGCAAAACUACAAUAUUGAAAUAUGCGAGAAAACGCAAAUACCAUAUAUAAAUGAUCCUAAAGCAUUCCUACUAACGCCAAAAGGAGCACUUUUGGUUGAAAAAACUACGCCCCGGAAUGUGCCAAUGAGACUGAAUUGUUUUGAAUAAAGAAUUAAUCUUUAUAGUAAGUAAAACUAUUAUAUCAUAUCUCGCAAUAAUAAAUUAAUAUAGUAAAUAAUAAAUUACACGCUUCUAUUACUAAUUUACAACAUGAACGGAUUAAAAUUAGAAUUUUAACCUUGAAAAAUUAUUGUGUAACUAUAUGAUUACAAAUAAUUAAAACACUAGAAUAAAUAAACAUAAGUCAAAAUGACUGAAGUCAACUGAAAGAAAUAAUUGAAUACAACAAAACUAUACAUUUCACAGUUAGGGAUUUUCUUUAAAUCUAUAUAAUUUUAGAAGACUGUCUAGUUUAUAUAAAUUCAUGAUAGCUUAUAAACAUAUUAAUAAAAUGAUAUUAUUUUUAUGAUAGUGUCUAACUAUAUCUAAAUAUCUACGAUUGUAAUAGUUCUGUCAUUUAAAAGAUGUAUUAAUUAAU
Messenger RNA from Dinoponera quadriceps, 2085 nucleotides. Its product is annotated as probable cytochrome P450 6a20. Lineage: Eukaryota; Metazoa; Arthropoda; Insecta; Hymenoptera; Formicidae. The transcript is spliced from 7 exons. Bases 129 to 1655 code for a protein of 508 amino acids. The record is from RefSeq and is a predicted model, not a curated record. Gene Ontology annotation, molecular function: oxidoreductase activity, acting on paired donors, with incorporation or reduction of molecular oxygen; heme binding; iron ion binding.